AUGGGCUGCAUUUGCUGCAAGGCCUCGGCCAUCGAGGACAGUCAGGAGAGCCCGCGGGAGAGGAUGUCUGCUGCGGCAGUCAUUGUGGCUGCCCAGCCGAUCGCGUCGGGGAAGCUCUCGACAAUGGAGCGGAGGGCCAUUGUAUCAUCCUCAAGGCGAGAAGAACUGCCCGCCACCCGUGGAGAUGCGGUGAUAGGGGAGAAGACACAGCGCAGUGGUCCGAUCAAGCUUAAUGGCCAGGAUUUAGAGAGGAGGAGUGAGAGGCAGGGCUAUCUCUACGCCCAGGAACUGGAGAGGAGGAAGGAAAGGCAGGCGUACCUCUAUCAUCCCAAGCCAGCAGGAGCUCUCCCAAAGGCCACAGAAGGGGAGCAGGUGGCGGCCGGAUGGCCGCCGUGGCUGGCUACGGUGGCCGGAGAGGCCAUUAGGGGCUGGGUCCCUCGCCGGGCUGACUCUUUUGAGAAACUCGACAAGGUUAGAUUCUUCUUCUCUCUCACAACUGGAAAUGCUGUAAUGCUACACGAAAUGCUUAUUCAGUAAAAUUGUGCUUCGAGAGCGAAUCAGUGUCGACUAAUGAAAGUAGAGAAAAUGGAGUGGUUUUACUGAGCAAAACCGACCGUCUACCAAAGAAAAAUUGACAAAGCAUGGUCCUAUGGAUAAAAUUAAGAUUUCGAAAAGGAUCUGUGAAGUUGGGACUGCGUAUAAUGCUUUAUAUUAUUGCAACUGAUGGAUGGAUUUUUUUCAUCAUCUUCGUAAAACAUUCCCUUGAUUCUGUGCAGUUAUGACAGAAAAGCUGCCUUCUUAGAUAUUUCUGACUUCAUGGUUCACUGUUCAUUCUUCUACUCGUUUCAGAUUGGUCAAGGCACUUACAGUAAUGUUUACCGGGCUCGUGACAUUGAUAAUGGUAAAAUUGUUGCACUGAAGAAGGUGCGAUUUGAUAACCUGGAGCCGGAAAGUGUGCGCUUCAUGGCUAGGGAGAUCCACAUACUGCGCAGACUUGAUCAUCCGAAUAUAAUAAAGCUAGAGGGAUUGGUAACUUCACGAAUGUCUUGCAGUUUGUAUCUUGUUUUUGAAUAUAUGGAGCAUGAUCUUGCUGGGUUGGCUUCUUUCCCUGGUCUGAAGUUUACUGAACCACAGGUAUUCUCAAUAAAAUCUUUCAGUUCCCUGUUUGUAUCUCCUUGGAUACUGUCAGUUUCAUUGAUUUUUUGUUGUACUGGUAGUUUUUUCGUUGUUUCACUUCAGAUGUCACACACACACACACACAUAGAUAUAUAUAUAUAUAGAUAUAGAUAUAUAGCAUACGAAAAUUAUUAUUUUAUGAUCUUGUAGGAUGGAAUGUCGCAGUUUUCAGCUUUUCUUUUUUGUUCAUUCUUGGUAGAUGGUUCCCAUAAAUGAUUGUUGUGUGUAUGACAUCUUUCUUUUUCAUUUCUACAGAUUAAAUGCUACAUGCAGCAAUUACUGCGUGGCCUAGAUCAUUGCCACAGUCGUAAUAUUUUGCAUCGGGAUAUCAAAGGUUCCAAUCUUCUGAUUGACAACACCGGCGUUCUAAAAAUUGCAGACUUUGGCUUGGCAAGUUUUUUUGAUCCUAACCAGUGCCACCCGCUGACAAGUCGUGUGGUUACUCUCUGGUACCGCCCCCCAGAACUUUUACUAGGGGCAACUAACUACGGGGUAGCUGUGGAUUUGUGGAGCACUGGUUGUAUCCUGGCUGAAUUGUAUGCAGGCAAGCCAAUAAUGCCGGGCAGAACUGAGGUAAUUUUUCUGCAUAUGAUGUAAAUAGUUUAGUUGAAGAAUUAAGUGUAUUUUGGAUAAGCUGGAAAUUGCCCCAACUGUAUGAUGGCUAGCUUGUUUAUAUCCUUCCAGGCACGUAAACACCUCAAAGUCAAAGACCUUAAAUGAUGCUAUGUGCACUUUCAAUCAAUAUUUGCUUCUAUCUUUUCCUCGCAUAUGCUUUGCUUUAUCUUUCAUUUUCUGGCUGUCUUUUAUAACUUGAUUCACAUCUUUCCAUGUUCAAUCAAUUUAAUCACUUAUAUCCUGUGGAGGAUCAGACUUAUCUGGAAUAGGUGGUGUUUAAGAGUUUCCUCUAGAAAUCAAAUUUCGUGGCACAUUGUUGUUGAUGAUAAUGAUCAAGGUCUGAAAAACUGCGUGUGAUUCUCCUUCAUAAUUCCAAGAACUCAGCCUUGGCUACUGAGGGUAUUCGUAAAGUAAAACAAUCCCACCAGCCUUGGAUCUUUGAGCGAAAAUUUCUACGGUUCGAGAUUACCAUUUAGGCUAUCAUAUACUCCGACUUUGAACCAAUCAGUUGCAAGGAUGGACAAUUCCUCUUAUGAAAUGAAGGCCAGAAAUCUAUUUUUUUCCACCCUUAUAACGCACUAGUGCUAUAUAGACCUCCGCCACUUGGCAUCAAGGAAGUACGGAUUGAUACGGAGAGUCACAUUGGACUACUGCUCUGUAGUCCAUUCCUCCUGAUUUCUGGGAAACAAGAUGGUCUACUUUAAAUUCCUUUCGCCAUCUUCAGCUUUUGUGAACAUCUGCGACCAACUGUGGAGGCUUGAACAAAAAAAAGAAAAAACCAUAUCUGCUGUUGCUUGUCAGCACCCUUCUGGCUAUAUAGAUGAGUGAUGGUGCCUAUAGCUGGUGAUGGACUAUAUUUUUCAUCUGCUAUAGUCAAACCACCUUGCAAAGCUUGCUGGUGCUGGGAGUGACAGUAGCCUGCAUGCUGCCUGGGUUCUGGCUGCAGUAGUUGCGGCUGUAGAUCUUGUUGGACCAUGUUGCUGGCACCAGGUUUUCUGCGUUAACACAGUAGCGUAGAGUGGUGCAUGGCUGGUGAUACUGACAAUGUUGGCUCCUAUAAUUCUGCAGGCAUCACUGGUGAAUCACAAAGAACAUAGUGCCAGGAGAGUGUCUAAAGUCAAGGACUAACUAGAGGGGACGAAAAAACUAAAUAAAAUACAUGCAAAAGCAAAAUGCGAUGCAAUACAAGCAUGACGGCUCCUGGAUGGUUUUUUCAUGUUCCCACCAGGUUAUUCAUGAUUGCCUCUGAUUCGCCUGCCUGAAAUAUCUUGGUUUUGUGAUCAGAGUAAGAAGAAUGAUAAGUUAUAAAGUUUUGAGUCGGGAUAUUGAUAUACCAAGUGUUGGUUUUCUUUCUACCAAUGGCUUAUUUUUGUCUGGGACUAGAUAGGCGAGGCUUAAAAAUGAUCCAGCUAAAAACGUGAUACCAUUGGAAAUGCAUAUCCCAUUGAGUACCAUCUGUUCCAUCUUAGAAGUUUGUAUGGUCGAGGUGAGUGCUUAUCAGAUGGCUUGCAUUGGUACACUAUGCAUAUGCCUUUUUGAUAACUUAAAACAUGGCCACACCAAUAAAUGGGAUUGUAUGAUUUACCUGUGACACGUUUUUUAUCAGAGAUUUAAACAAAAAACUCAACGCGAUCUAAAGUGGUGAUAACGUUGCUCAGUGGGGACACUGGUGACAAAUGCCUUUCCCUUGGUCUGUUUUGUUUUCACUUUCAGGUUCGUAAAUAAAAUAAGGGGUGAUGUCACCUGAUAAUUAUCUUAAAAUUUUGAUGAGCAAUUCAUUCUAAAUUUAAUUGUCAGGCGCUCAAAUAUUUUCUUUUCCAAAUUCAGGUCGAGCAGUUGCACAAAAUUUUCAAGCUUUGUGGCUCUCCAUCAGAGGAUUACUGGAGAAAAUCAAAAUUGCCUCAUGCCACUAUUUUUAAACCGCAGCAGCCAUAUAGGCGAUGUGUUACAGAGACUUUCAAAGACUUCCCUGUGCCAGCUUUAGCACUAAUGGAUGUUCUCCUCUCUAUUGAUCCAGCUGAUCGUGGGACUUCUGCAUCUGCCCUUAUGAGCGAGGUAUUGCAUAUGCCUCACAAAUUGUCUUUUGUUGAAGAGACUUCGAGUGAGCUAGCUUAGGAUUAAGUUUGCAUCGUAUUUUUUUCCUCUGGUGCUCUAGGAUGUGAGUGAUAGUUCCUCAGGAUAUUACAUAAUGUUUAGGAUUCAUGUGCUGAAAACGCCAAUAGCCAUUUUAUUUUCUCUCAUUUUUAUUGCCUAUCAAAUUUUUUUCUCCUUUGAUGCUAUAUUUGUAAAGCAUCUUGUUGUCCUUCACGUGUAUAUAUAACUGUUUAAGGGAUCUCGUGCAAAAUCCUUACUGUAGGUUCUAAUACUUUUUUCUUACUUCAAAAAUUAAACAUCCUUACUGCAGUCAUUACUACGAAGCUUGCAUCACACUUAUAAUGAGAACCACAAUUAUUUUUUGGAAUCACUUGAAUGAAUGUUUAAGCCGUAGAACACAAGCAUGAUCUCUUAUCCUUAUUGUUUCCUACAUUAUCAUGCAGACCAUCUAACCAUUAGUUCGGUUAUUUUUUAGAGCUUAUUACUUUUAUUUGUUUAUUUUGAAAGCUAAUUUGGUUGUACAUAUGUGGUCGCUGAUCCACUUAAAUCUUCUGCUGACAAUAAUGACAGCCUUCACUGAUGUCAAAUUAGUUUAUUUGAAUUUUACCUCUUCCACCUGAUAAUGUUACCCCUCAGAAAGAGUGACAAAGUCCAGUCUCCAGUUUUACUGAAAAUUCUUGUUCUCUGAUGUAAAUGCUAGGCCUCUUUACUCUCAAACCAUGUUUUUUUUUUUGUUAGGGAGUCAGUUUCCAUGAUGCAUUGUCCCAUUGGAAGAUGCCUCAUUGUGUACUUAUAUGUUUUGAUUGAAUAUAUAUUUUGAUGCUUACACAGUAUGGGAAAUAUGAAAUAGAGGCUUGACCCUCUUACAUGCACUAAAUUUACGAUUUUUUUUCACUUUAUUACCCGGAGAGAAGAGAAGACGAAGUUAGUAAUUUGUUAUCUGACCUGAACUUAUUUCUCUUUUGUUGUAUUAAAGUGGGCGCUCUCUUUCUCUGUGAAUGGAUGCGGAAUCACUCAACAGAUGCAUCAAUUAUCUCGUUUUUGGUGUUUAUAGUUUUCAGUUCUUAUUCUGAUAAGUGCAUCAAUCAUGAAUGUUGAAAAUCUGUUUCUCCAACUUAUAAUUCAGAAAAUAUUAAUGCAUUUAUUCACUAGAAUCAUUUUCUCUUGGUCCAUUGAUUUCUCAGUUUUUGCCUAAAUAUCCUAAAACAUCUUGUAACAUUAUUUAUUUUCAGUUCUUUACAACAAAACCACUUGCUUGUGAUCCUUCAAGUUUGCCUAAGUAUCCUCCCAGCAAAGAGUUUGAUGCAAAAGUUCGGGACGAAGAAGCUCGAAGGUUAGUCUGUUUCAUAUAUUCUGUUUCCGUAUAAUAUCUUAAGCAUAUCAUUUUUUUGGGUCAGAUGAAAAGUCUAAAAAAUACCUUUUCACAUGCAUAAUGGGAUAUAACUCCUCAAAUUUGAGGCAUUUAUCUUGUUACGGAUGCAAUUUUGAAUUGAGUCCUUUUGGCGACGUUAUAGGAUCGUUUUUGUACGUUGACGUUAAUUAAAUUGUUUCCUUUAGAUGUCACAUAUUUUUUCUUCGGGUUGUCAUGUUACACUACUCUGGACCUUUUUUUUUUUUUCUUUGAACUUCCUCCCCUCCUUUUUCAGAAAUUAUAAGUUAGUCCCUUCUGGAGUGCUAGCAGGAUAACAAAUCUUUUAUUCGGUCAUAUGCUCCGCGAAGGAAUGAUUUUACAUGUUGCAUAACCCAAAAAUUGUGUACCAUCUCCGGUGCUUGCAGAAGCAAAAACGUUAAUACUGAUGCUAAUGUCUGUGCUUGUUGAUAUGUAUAAACCAAAUCUUGUGAAUAGCUAAUACCCGCGUGAUCUGAAAAUUCACGCUGUGCAUCUCACUGAUAAUUUGCUUUGUAUUUACAGACAAGGAGCCUUAGCUAGCAGGAUGCAGAGAGCUGAUGUUGAAAGGAAAGGAGCGAGAGACUCUAGAGCUGUUGCAGCACCCGACGCGAAUGCAGAGUUAGCUGCAUCAAUACAGGUAAAAUUAUUCGUCUUUACCGUGGGAUUAGGUAUUUUUCUGGGGUCUUUGAUCUGUCCCAGAACAUUCCGUUUUACUAUUCCCACUUGUCAUUUUUCUUCCUUGGAACUUCACCAUAGUAAUCUUCCGAAUCCAAAGUUUGUGCCUUUAUAUAUAGUUGUUGUCAAGCUUUGAUUGUUCAUAUUGUCUGCAUGGCUUUGUCGUCAGAAGUAGGAAGACUGUUUGAAGAUGCUUUUUGCUGAACUAAAGAAAACCUACUUGAGCUUCAAUGCUAAAGAAUUACUAUGAGAUGCUCCAAAAAUUCGUUUGCUCUCUUUUGCAUCUAUCAUUAGCCAUUGGAAGCAUGACAUGUCUUCACCUUUUUUAAACUUUAAAUUUCUUUCAUGUUCUACUGUCAAGAAUAUUCAUUGUUUACUCCGCUCAUAGAUCGCCAUUUGGUCUUUUCCAACUUUUCUCUGCCAGUUCAGAACCUUGACCCUAGUUUUUCUAGCUUUGAUAGGGUCAAUGGCUUCCUUAGUCUGGUUUUAUUCGGUGCUUGCUGAGUGGAAGGAACGUUAUCUUACAUUGUUAUUUUACGGUAAUGUCCCCGAUCAUGCAUGCCAUUUUUAGCUGAGGCCUCGUCCAUCCUAACCAGCUUUGUGGUUGUGGGAUAUGAUGGUUAGAGCAGAAGAGGAAUCCUGGGUGUAGGAAGAAGAGGUGAAAAUGAGUUGAGGGUGAAACUGUAGACGCUGCUGUGAGCAUGGCCAGUGGUUUUCAUGCUAGGGUCAAAGAAAAUAAAAGAUACGUCUUUAAAAACGUUCUGGGUUGAGGUCCACGCCCUGGACCCAGUCAGGAACCCAGAUCCGUAUGGACUUGGUCAAAUUGGCGUACAGGAUAUGUUGUGGGUGAAAACUCUUGUGAAAACUCGACUUCAGCUUUGGUUUAUUAGAUGCUGUGACUUAUCUUAUCAAAUAUCAGGUCAGAAGCCUCCUUUCGAAGCCCAUUGGGUUCUGUUUUGUAUCCCAUCCAUUGUCGAAACUGAGAGUCAACAAAAGCAGCUGAAGUUUCUCGCGGUCAAUGGUACGGGGGGUGGUUGGGCAUUGUUUACCCAUCCAUCGGUAACUUGGUUGUGGUUGGCUACAUUAUUCACAUUAACUUGCCAGUGCAGCGAUUUGGUUCCUUCCGAGUUAUACUUUGACUUGUGAUUUUCUGUCGUCGGUUUUAAUAUUUGUCUGGUUCUUUCUGAUGGGCCGAGCACAGAAAAGGCAAGGCCAGCCCCAGUCUAAGAGUAGAAGCGAAAAGUUCGGCUCACAGCAUGAGGAUGUCGCCUCAGGCUUCCCGAUUGAGCCGCCCAGACAAGGCUCCGUCUUGGAAGCAGCUGAAGAGUCUCGCACUCGUUUCCCUAACAGAGCUUCAUACUCGGGGCCACUGGUUCAUCGGGACCAGUGGGCCAAGGGACGCAAGGACAGCGAGACCCCCAAGGCUACGAUGGCGGCUAAUUUGUCCUCCCUGGAGGGUCUGAUGGAAACCCGGAGGAAUGCUUCCCUAAACGAAAGCAGAGAAAAGUAUGGCUCCGAAAUGGAUCCCACAGGCUUUGCAGGCAGAUUGUCGGAGUCGAGGAAUGAUCUGUCGGAUUCAGCGAGGAAGGGCGACGAAAUCUAUCAUUCCCACUUGUCGGGCUCUCGCCGAAGAGGAGAAGAGAAGAGCAGCAACAGGGAUCAAGAAUUGGUGGGUGACGUCUCUUCCUGGUUCGUUCUCUUUGAAUCAAUCACCAUCACUCCUGUUCUAAUCUCUCCGGCAUCUCCUCUCUCUGCAACAGGCGUGCGCCACCAAGGGCGCCAAGAUUCAUUACUCUGGGCCGCUGUUCCGCCCGUCGGGGAAGGGGAACAUUGACCAGAUGCUCAAGGACCACGACCGCCAGAUCCAGGAGGCCUUCCGCAGGGCUCGCACCGACAAGUCAAAAGCCAGGAAGGGCCAGUCCGCGGGGAAGCAGGGCAGCAGCAGGGCUUAUGAACAGGGGGCUCAGAUAUUCCCCUCCGGCCGGAUGGCGGCCCCAUUAUUCCCUUCAAGUCGAGGAGCGGCUUGA
Molecule: messenger RNA, 7977 nt
Organism: Spirodela intermedia
Lineage: Eukaryota; Viridiplantae; Streptophyta; Magnoliopsida; Alismatales; Araceae
Source: the annotation of a GenBank genome assembly